AUGAAGCUACUAGGGUUGCUAAGAAAUAUACAAUAUAUUCAACAUUGUAGAUCAUGCACUACACCUAUUGGUCGAAGUGCAUUGUCAUCAUCAUCAUGGUCCACAACAACUAGUAUCAAACAACUCAAUCAAUUAUCAUCAUUAUCAUCAUCAUCAUCAUCAUCAAACACAUACAUCAGAUAUUAUACAAGUGCAACUACAAUUGUAAACAGUAGUAGCAGUAGUAGUAAUAAUAACAAUGUCACAUCAACAACAAAUAAUAAAUCAUCAAUAUCAACAUCAUCACCAAGUCAACAACAACAACCUGAUCAAUCACAAUCACAAUCACAACCACAACAACAACAACAACAAACUACUAAACAACAAGGUGGCGCAUGCUGGUGUAUACUCAACUGUAAAUUGCAAUCAAAGAGAAUACAUGUGUCACAGAUUAAGCCAGUGCCAUACUUGGAUGGAGAGAAGGGCUACGUGCUAGGCGAGUACAACACCAACUAUGAGACUCCAUUGAGUGUCUCGAGAAAGGCUGUCCUGCAGGAGAUGAUCAAGGAGAAGGAACAAUCAGAGCAGGAAGAGCGCGAGCAAGAGGACGACGAGGAGAAGCAACAUGAGGAGGAGAAGAAGCAGACCAAGCAACUGUUCAAGAGCGACGAAGAGCGCGAGGAGGAGUGUCGCAAGUACCCUGUGCUCAAUGACACCACCACAUCGAUUGGACCACUCCACGUCCUAUACAAGAACCAAUGGAUCAUGACCGUUGUAGAGCGGACAGAGACUGAGAACAAGGACAACGAGCCAUACUUUGUACUUAAGCUAAAGACACCAAUCAGACAAGCCAGCGAUGUAUCAUUCAACAUUGAGAGCCUGUCGUACUUCUCGUCGAUUGAGAAGUUGUUGUCCUUCAGCAAGUCUGUGGAGUGCAGCGACAAGGAGUUCGAGAAGCUGUUCUUGACAAAGUCCGACUCGACCACCAAGAAGGAGACCAAGUGGCUGGUGGAGGCACGUCCCUUCCUGCGCGAGGCCCUUAUGUCACUAAGCAUCCAACUGCUGCCAUCAAUUGGCUUUGCCAACUGUAGCAUCAACCUGCAACUAAAGAAGGAAUCUUUAAUCAAGUGCAAGCAGGACUCAUCGCUCGAGUUCCCGCCCAACGUCUACCAGCUAGAGCUGGAGAUUGACAGCACUGAGAGCAUGUGGAAGAAGGAUCCAGCAGCCAUCGAAAAGAUACUCUACCUCUACACAGUCAUGUUUGAUAGCAUCGUCUCAUUGGGACACACUGAUGAUGCGCCAAUCGAUCAGACCUAUCUCUAA
Messenger RNA from Acytostelium subglobosum LB1, 1302 nucleotides. RefSeq lists its product as hypothetical. The record is from RefSeq and is a predicted model, not a curated record. The coding region runs from base 1 to 1302 and encodes 433 amino acids. The transcript has 2 exons. Lineage: Eukaryota; Evosea; Eumycetozoa; Acytosteliales; Acytosteliaceae.